Lethenteron reissneri (Far Eastern brook lamprey) is the source of this 10182-nucleotide messenger RNA. RefSeq names its product RIMS binding protein 2 (gene RIMBP2). NCBI's taxonomy places the organism in Eukaryota, Metazoa, Chordata, Hyperoartia, Petromyzontiformes, Petromyzontidae. Gene Ontology annotation, biological process: neuromuscular synaptic transmission. The record is from RefSeq and is a predicted model, not a curated record. Gene Ontology annotation, molecular function: protein binding.
CACAUCAUCAUGCGACUUGCGGACACAGGCGCUCGGCUCGCAUUUAACGCGGCGCACGCCGCACAAACGCCGCCUCCUCCUCCUCCACCACCAGCAACAUCCACUCCAUCAUCUAGGACUCCACGCCCGUUGCCAUUUAAACCAAAAGAGCGGUUGCCUGCUAACGUCGGCAGCAGGAGAUUUCAUCCGCAGGCAUCGGUGGCGAACGAACGACCGAGCCGUGGCGUUCGCGAAGAAGAGGCGAACGCGCGUGGAUUCGGCCACGGAGGAAGAGCGCACGAGCAGGGAGGCAGCGAGGGAGGAGGCUCCGGGGGCUGCCCGUGCCAGGGACGGUGUCCACAACCAAGGGGUUAAUGUCAUAGCAACGGCUGGGUCCGCUCUGUGGUACUCGGACUCCUCCCUCGGUCCACGAGCCGAUUGGACGUCGAGGCUUCGGGGAGAGGUUGACGAGCCAGCCGUCCUCGUCGAGAGAAGGGGCCGUUCGCUCCGGGCUUUCGGCUCCGGGAGCCGGCGUGGAGGAGGAGGGAGGAGGACCCGGGAGAGAGUGGCAGCGCCCGGGGUGGACCAGAGAGAGGGCAGCGGUUACUGGCUUCUUGCGGUCUCACUGCCCAUCUCUCUCUCCAUCUCCAUCUCGCUCUCUCCCCCACCUCUCUCUCUCUCUCUCACGCUCCGUCUAAUUAUGACGAAUCGGGGGAGGAGCGCACAGCUCUCGGAGUGCAAGAAGCAGAGGACGGUCCGUGGACCCCCCGCUCUGAUGCCGCAUCCGCAGUAGUGGGGACGGGAGAGGCUCGAGCAGAGAGUGUCGCGGGCUCGCCAAGGCUCGGCGCAUCGCGGCAGAUGUUGAAUUUCGUGUAAACUGCUGCUGCCGCUACCGCGCGAAUAGCGGACAACCUUUUGCCUUUCUGCCGUGGUGGCCAGGCGGCGGAUUACAAAGGUCGCCUCGUCUCGGAGUGGCCGAGCUGCUGAUGCUGCUGCGACAGGGAGGGAAAUGACGAACUUAAGGGCUGCGGGGACGUCGCCCGUGUGACAGCAGGGAUCGGCAGCUCCGCACGAGUCCUGGAUCUAUGACAAGCCUCACGAGGAGCAUGCGGAGCUGAGGGCACCCGGCGGUGCCGCGAGAGCAGCGAGAGUGGGGAGAGAGAGCGAGUGGAGAGGGGAGAGAGAGCGAGAGAGAGGAGGGAGCGCGCCCUGGAGGAGGGAUCUCGACUCGGCGCCAAACUGGAGAACCUCGAGCAGCUCAUCAAGCAUAUGCGCGAGGCUGCUGAGAGGAGGCAGCAGCUGGAGGCAGAGCAUGAGGAGGCACUGGCCGUGCUCCGAGCCAAGCAGGACGAGAUCACGUUCCUCCAGAAGGUGGGCGUCCUCUCCCGUCCUCUUCCCUCGCCCGCCCGCACGGCUCAGGUGGAAGCUAAGAAGGAACAUGAGGGAGCAGUUCACCUGCUCGAGAGCACCCUGGAUACCAUGCAGGGGAAGGUGCGGGAGCUCGAGGAGAAGUGCCGCGUGCAGAGCGAGCAGUUCAACCUCCUGUCCCGCGAACUCGACCGCUUCCGCGUCCAGGCCGGCAAGAUGGAGCUGCUGACGAGCGGUGGUAGCGGCGGCGGCGGUGGCCUCGCCACGGAGCCACAGGGCUCUCCCAGCAAGGCCUACGGGGGCCUGGUCAACGGACUCGCGCCCAGUUUCGGCCUCGGGCCGGACGGGCUGAGUGAGAAGUCGGAGCGCCUCUCCGUAUGGAGCCCAAGUCGCUCGCUGUCGGGCCGGAGCAGCCCCCGCCGGUCCCUCCCGAACGAGGUGGACACGGCGAGCGAGGCCGAGGACCUGGACCUGGACCCUGUGACGCUGUCAGGCCCCUUGGGGACGAGGCACCGUGGGAAGCUGCAGGUGUUCAUCGCCCGAUACAGCUACAAUCCGUUCCACGGCCCCAACGAGCACCCGGAGGCCGAGCUGCCGCUGACGGCGGGGGAGUACCUCUACGUGUACGGCAACAUGGACGAGGACGGCUUCUACGAGGGCGAGCUCGUGGACGGCCGCCGGGGCUUGGUGCCGUCAAACUUCAUCGAGCGCGUGCGCGACGACGAGAUGUCGGCCUUCCCCGGGUCCCCCGAGCUCGGAGACCUCUCCCAGAAUUCUCCAAACCGCAGCCGCGACUCCGACGGCCGAGCUGCAGAACGGAGCCGGGGCUCGGAGCCACACAGCGCCGGCAGCGUGGAGCUCAGCCGUGCCGACUCCAGCCUGAGCGGCAGCACCUGCGGCAAGUCCUGCAACGGGCUGGGUGUCGGCGAUCACGGGGGCGCCGACGUCAGUGGCGCCGGCGGCACGACGGACGCGUGUGAGCAAUCGUCCGUGGACCCCGAGUACGUGGGCGUCCCAUACCCGCGCAACAUCAGCGUCAUCAAGCAGCUCGCCAAGAGCGUCAUCGUCGGCUGGGAUCCGCCGGCCACUCCGCUUGGGCCCGGCGUGGGCUUCACGGGCCGCAUCGAGUGCUACGCCGUGUCGGUGAACGGGGAGCGCCGCGCCGUCGUGAGGUUCGGCGGCCGGCGACCGCGCGCGUUGCUCGAGAAGCUGGAGCUGGCGCAGGACGGCGCCGCGUACCGCGUCUGUGUGCAGACGGUGGCGAGCAUCACCGCGCAGUUCCCUGGCCCCGUGCCGCAACCGCCGCAGCAGCAGCAGCAGAUGCCACCCUCCGCGAGUGCCGGCCCCGCGCCCACGCCCGGUGGCGACGUCGCGCCCGCGCCGAUGCCCAGAGCCGGCCCCGUGGCCUGCGGCCUGAUGCUGCUGGCCCCCGCCGGUGCCAUCCCCUCUCAGCCGUGCGGGACUCUGGACGGCGUGCCGGCGCUGCAGUACUUCUCCGACCCUCUGCGGUGCACGUCCGUGGUUGGCCGUGGCGCCUCCGUCGCGCCACAGAGCCUCGAGGUGCACCAGGUGACACCGUCGAGCGCCGAGCUGUGGUGGGUGCCGAGCCACAGCGACUAUACGCACGCCGUGUUCGUGGACGGCGUGGAGAAGGAGGUGGUGCGUCCGGGCCGCCGGCACUGCCCACUGACGGGGCUGAGGGCCGGCACGCGGCACCGCGUGCGGGUGGAGGCGCGCCCGCACCGCACGCCCUGGGAGCUCCCGCUGGAGCAGCGCGAGCACCGCGACGCCGUCGUCGAGUUCACCACGCCGCCAGCAGGCCAUGCCCUGGCGCCGCUGGUCGUGGAGGUGAGGCCCGGGCCUGUCCCCGGCAGCCUGUCUGUCAGCUGGACGCCCGUGCAGACGGACCCCGCCGGAGCAUUCAACGGCGCCCCCGUCACCGGAUACGCCAUCUUCGCCGACGGACAGAAGGUCAUGGAGGUGGCGUCGCCGGUGGCCGGAAACGUGGUGCUGGAGCCGUCGCACCUCCCAGCCGGCGUGCCCCGCACCAUCACAGUGCGGACACUCUCCCCGCAAGGCGAGUCGGUUCACUUCGGCGUCGCCACCGUCAUGCCCGAAGCGAUGCAGCAGAACCUGCAAGGCCAGCAGCAGCAGCAGCAACAGCAGCAGCAGCAGAUGCAGCAGCAGAUGCAGCAGCAGAUGCAGCAUCAGCAGCAGCAGCUCGCGCAGCAACAGAUGCAGCAGCAACAGAUGCAGCAACAGAUGCAGCAGGUGCAGCAGAUGCAGAUGAAUGCGCAGCGGCUGUGCGGCGUGCCGGGCUACGCGGCCGUGCCGCUGCCACCCCGGGAAGGCCCGGCCGAGGGCAUUCCCUCGGGCAGACGUGGACUCCCGACUGCCCCUCAGGUGGUGCCAGACGCCAUGGAGAGGCUCCACGCUCCGGAGGUGGCGCUGCCGCUGCAGGAGGCUUCGGCGAACCAGACGGACGGACAGAUCCGCUGGAGCAAUGGCGGCGGCGGCGGUGGCGGCUCGGGAAGCAACGGCCGGUCCCCUCUGCCAUCGCCGCACCGCCUGCUGCCGGCCACGUCAGGCCUGGUGGGAGCGGCGGGGCAGGAUGGCUCCCAGGUGGCGCAGAAGGCCCUGCCGAGGCCCGACCAGUCGAGGGGGCCGCCCUCGUCGUCGUCGUCGCGAGCGCCGCUCUCGUACCCGCGGUCGGACGACCCCGACGUGCCGCCCACCAUCGCGCGCGCCAUGGCCCACGAGGCCGCGCAGAAGAGCGGCAAGCGCAACAAGAAGGAGCGAGGAGGGGUCUUCAGUGCUGGCGAGCGACCGGGGGAUGAGAACUCGGAAGAGGAGGAGGAGGAAGGGGGGGAGCGCUACGGGACCCCCACGUCCAAGCGGCCCGGGGCCUCUGUCGAGGAUUUCCUCAAGGGCCCGCGCAGGGAGCGGCAGCAGCAGCAGCAGCACUACAGCAUGGAGGAGGAGGACGACUUUGGUCAGCAGCACUACGGCUCGCAGAAGGCCUACAAGAAGUCACACUACAAGCCGGGCGUGCCGGCGGACGAUUACCGGCAGCCGUGCUACGAGUACGACCACCAGCAGCACGAGCAGUAUGACCUGGAGGAGGAGGAGUACAGCACAGCGCACCACGGCCGCUAUGGGCCUUCUUCCCCACCAGACGACUACGAUCAGGGCCACUACGACCCGGCGAUGGAUGAGUACAGCCAUGCGCGUGGCGGCGGCGGCGGUCGCGGAGGUGGCGGUGGCGACUGCAGCGACGGUGGCGGCGGCGGUCCGGCCGACGAGUACGUGACCGAGAGCAGCCGAGGGUCGGACCUCUCGGACAUCCUGGAGGAGGACGAGGAGGAGGAGAUGUACUCGGAGAGCCAGCGGGGACACGAGGACGGCCACGUCCGCCGGAGGGCCAGCCUCACUCACGGACAAAAUAAGGGCUACGGAGGAGCCCCGCAGUCCGGAGCGUCGCGACGAUCAUCGCUGGAGAAGUCCGAGCAGGGACACCGCCCGCUCUCACGCAACCCCACGCCGCCGCGCAACCCACGGCCCAUGACGGUGCCCUCCAUCGAGAUCACCGGCGACAGCAACAGCGAGGGCCGUCCAUCCCCGGACCGCGACGUCGGGUACUACGGCGACGCUGGGGGCCGCCGGGGCCGCCCGUCUCGGAGAGGCUGGCGGGAGGAGAGCGAGCUGGACGGAGGCUACGACCACCGGAGGCUCCGCAUCUUCGUGGGUCUCUUCGACUACGACCCCAUGACGAUGUCCCCCAACCCGGACGCCGCUGACAUCGAGCUGCCCUUCAAGGAGGGGCAGAUCAUCAGGGUGCACGGCGAGAAGGACGGGGACGGCUUCUACCGCGGAGAGGCGCUGGGCCACAUGGGGCUGGUGCCGUGCAACAUGGUGUCUGAGAUCGAGGCCGACGAGGAGACCGCGUCGCACCUCCUCAAGCAGGGCUUCCUGCCGCCCAACUCCGGCGUCGAGAGGAAGGUCAUGCGAGAAGCUUACAGGGAAAUUGCACGCUCACUGAGCAGGAGGUCCAAAAAGUCCAAACGAGAGCGGAACCGCGCGGGAGGGCGCCUCGCCUCGGUGGCCACGCGGCGCAUGGUGGCGCUCUUCGACUACGACCCGAGGGAGAGCUCCCCCAACAUCGACAUCGAGAUGGAGCUGACGUUCUGUGCGGGCGACAUCAUCUUCGUGUACGGGGAGAUGGACGAGGACGGCUUCUACUACGGGGAACUGAAUGGAAUGAGAGGCCUUGUUCCAUCAAACUUCCUGGAGGAAGUUCCAGACGAUGUAGAGGUCACACUGAGCGAGGCAGGCACCUCACCGCCCCUGUCGCGAUACCCGCCCCCGCCACGCGACUCCCGGGAUCCGCGCGAGCGGAGGGACCCCCCGCACCGCGACCCCCACCGCGACCCCCACCGCGAUCCGCCGAGGGAGCCCCCGCGGGACCCCCACAGGGAGCCCCCCCACAGGGAGCGGGAGGCACGCGAGCCCAGGGACCUUCGCGACCUCCGUGACCCCCGCGACGCCACUCACCGCAAAGAUAAACGGGCGGAUCGGGCGGCCAGGAUGGGCGCCUCGAGGGCGAUGACCUCUUCGUCGCCGGGGUCCUCGUCAGCCGGGUCACCUACGCGCGCACGCGGAGCAGGCAGCCCGUCGAGCAGCCGGGACGGCUCUCCGGGGAAGCGGCGUGGCCUUCUGUCCAAGGGCAAGAAGCUGCUCAAGAAGCUCGGCAAGUGAAGAGGGUGGUGGCCCUUGUCGACGGAUGACGAGGAAGAAAGAGCUUGGCACUUAGAAACUGCCGAAGAGCGAAAUGAUCAUAACCCCCGAGAGGUCAAAGAAUUGUCCUUCAUAGUUGUUGAGAAGGAAGACGAGUGGCAGCGACGACUUUAAGUGCACAAAGCGGAGAAGAAAACGGGGUUCCUCUACUCUGUGGGGGUUCGGCCGCAGUUGCAUAGAUGUGCACAUUUGGACUUCUUCAUGCCAAACGAGAGCCCACGUAAAAAGGACAUUUGAAUUUCCAUGCACCGAUGCAUUCCUUUAUAUUCUCCAGCAUGUGUUGUAGCAUACAGUGUCGCUGCGUUGUGUUUUUGGACAAAUACGGAGGAACCUGCGCUUGUGGACGUUGGUGAUAUUUACAGGGGAAUUCCAAGGAAAUUGGUGCAUUUUGCACGGGAAUGGCCGAAACAUUGUGGACACUGACAUUCAUCGGCGGCAAAAAAAGCACCCUACAGCAGUGCCCAAGAGCUUCAAGAUGUAGGGCUUUGUUGAAUCUCGUUUAAGUUGCAUUCUUGAGGGUUAAAGACGUUUAUUUUUAAAUCAUUGUUUAAAAAAAAAAAACCUGCUUCUAAUUUUACCAAAUACACAGUUGUAAUUUCAAAGGAACGUGUAAAUCAUCCUAACAGGACCAGCAAUCACCAUCAAGGGACUUGUGAGCCCCCUGCCGUGCAGCUACUCGGGACAGCACACAUAGGGUCCGUGCCAGGAUUGGGAAAGCAUGUGUUCGUGCGUGCGUGCGGUGCGUGGUGCGUGGGAGCGAGCGAGCGAGUGUGCGUUCGUUAGCGCGCGAGAAGCUGUGCCUAAAGAUGCGAGGGAGUACUGCUCUGCGCCUGACGCCGACAAAGCCACGGCGCGGACUUCUCGGCGGAAAGGAUCCGCGUGAUAAGUUUGUAUUUGUGCUGCAUUGGACCUCGAACUUAUUCCUGUUUUGUCGUGCGGAGAUGCAACGAAGGUGGCAAAAAAUAUAUAUCGUUUUUAUGCACAAAAAAAUUACAUUUUCAAAUGUUCACGUGCAACGGACCUGACGAAUAUGAACCAUGUGCAUGAAGUGAAUGUCCCCGCCGUGGGGUGUGGUGCCCACGCUGCCCCAGCUCUGACAAGCCAUCGCUCCACACCACCACUACAGUGUUCCCACAAGGCCCCGUGGACCGACGCGACACACGGCCGAGUCAAGCCCUGCUUCCGUGUUCUCUGCUUUAAGUGAUAACGAUGGCCAUAUUUACAAGUCUAAGCCUCAGGGUUAAACACACGUACGUACACAGCAUGUCGGCAGACUCUGCCCAGCCUUAAGUGCGCAGUUUUCCCCUGGGAUUCGGAUUCUGUCCUCUUGCCAGUAACUUUCGGCAGACCUUCCUUGACCGUCCUGUGCUUGAAGCAGUAUUAGUCGUUCUGUAUCCCACGAUAUUACCGUACACUGCAGUGCAUUCCGUGUUGCACCCCUAAGAUUCGUUCAGUGGUGGUAACAAACGCGGCACUACCGUGCUCAUCCUCACUGCGUUAGGCCGUGGUGGUGGCCCCUGACCCUUCCCAGGUAUUGCACCCUCCUAGAGUUCUCCUUUUUAAAGUCCCAUUGAGCGUCACUGCGUUCCACGACUGUCUACGGUGCUUAAUGUUAGUUACAAAAAAGUGUUAGCAGAAUUCCAGAUUCAUAUCAAUGUCACAUCUGUGUUUGUGCCGCUGGUGAAAGAUGGCAUCAGUAUAGAAGAGGACCCUGGCAGUGUGGUCUUAACCCGAUGGGUGAACGUCCUUUCAGACGUCCCUGCGCUUACACAUUGCAGAUAACGCGUGCUGGUGACCGAUAGCAAAAAAAAAAAUCUGUAAAUGUUGCUGCCACCCACUACUAGCCCACGUACUCGCUAACCUCACUCCAGUGACUCUUGCGUGCCCCCCCCCCCCCCCGUACUACUGUGUUGACAUUUUUGGGCAAUGCAAAAAAAAACUAACUUUGGAUUGAGUUUCUGACCUUCUUUUCUAAACUUAACUUUUAACAGUGAAUGGCCAUAGCACAAGGCGGAGGCUGUAGUCUUAUACAUAUGAUGAAAAUAGCAUGCUCGAUUGUUAUUGUCGCUCUACUUGUGCUUCUUUUGUACAUUAUUGUUGGUAUUUUUAAAAAAAGGCCUGUUUUAUUCGUUGUUUUCCCAAACACCGGAGUGUAACGCUACCCUAUGUGUUUAUGGAAGGAGUAUCAGAUUUGAUGUGAAGGCAUAUGGGAGCCACGUGUGAGGCACAGUGGCGGUGGAGCGAUGGGGCGAGUGGUUGCGACACAGUCCAGACCACGCGGGAAUGGGAACCAGGUUUUCCCGGAUUCUUUUGCCCCUCGAGGCUUGAAGAGUCGAGUGCGAGAGUGUACGUGUGUGAAAGUGCAAUACCAAUGUCGCAUAUAAUUUGUUCAACAUUCUUUUCAAUAAUACAUUCGAGGAGCAGAGCACACCACGUGGUAUAGAGUACUUUAAAUGGAUGUGUUUAAACACAGCAGUGAUCUCACCAAAUAAUUUCCGGACAUUGAAAAUUCAUGUCUCAGUUUUGUGAUCCUGUUAAAAAUGUAGGAAUUUAGCACUUUGUGCAAUGCUGAAGGGAAUUUCACUAAUCCUUAUAAAUAUUCUUCAAGUCAAAUCAAACUGCACAUUGUGAAUGAGACGACCUAUCCCCCCACAGGAUUAACAGUUUAAACAUCGAAUAAUAUAGACGUUUUUACAACUCCAUCAAACCUGCUGGGUGGCGUGGGUGGUGACAGCACUUCACUCGUGGUCAGAAGGUUGCGAAACAGUGAGCGCAUCGUCCCUCUGCCGUCGGUAAAAUAAGUGGGAAGUUAACGGCGGUUGUCCUUUGGAGAGACUGGCCCCUGCAAUGUGAAUGUAGAAUUUCCACCACUGGCUUAGAAACCGCAAGAUGGAGAUGAGCGCAUCAAUUGCUCGUUCGUUACCAGGGCUCUUCAUACAAUGGUGGGUAAUUGCUUUUGUGUCAGAGGUCGCAAACGGGUUUUGAUUCCUUACCCGUACCCGGCCGCACCAAGGUCGCAAACGGGUACCCGUACCCGGCCGGGUACGGGUAGCCGGGUAUCGGGUAGGGUACGGGUAUCGGGUACCCGGUUGCGACCUCUGUUUUGUGUCUAACAGCCGUAGGCUAAUGGCGAGAACUAAGGUGGGGCUUGCUGCGUUCGUGUUUACAGGAACGCCAACUGCUGUCCAGCACGGGGCUUGCUUCCCCUUGGCUGCGCGUGCCCACCGGCUUGUCUGUGCUCGAGACCCUCGUCGGGGGAGGAGGCCGACCGUUAAUGCCGAGACUCGGGGAUAGGAAGGGGGCUCUCGCUUGGAGGUUUUUCAGUGACGGCCCUCGGAGUUCGGGCUGGAGGGUGGCUGCUGAUGUUGCGCGUCGUCACCGCGUGCGCUUGGAUCAUUUCCAGGGCUCCCCAGAGCUGGGUGGGAAAAUGUAGCAUUUUGGCCCGGGCCUCGCACAAAAAAGAGGGCCCUCAACGAGCCAGUUUCUUUUGCCACAUAUGAAUAAAGGGGUCCCACAUGGCAUUCUACCCUGGGCCUUCAACCCCGGACAUCCUGGAACCUCUGGGCAUCCCUGAAAUUUGUCUGUUUCAACAGGUAAAUGCUUUGGCAGCGCAUUUGAAUGGUCUCUGCUUAAGCUUGAACUUUUACAUUUUCUAUUCUAUUCUGGACUUAUGAAGCGCCUUUCACCGAGGAGCUUGACAAUGCUUGCCGACUGGUACAAAAUGGAAAAAUAAGGGAAGGAUGGGCUCGUACGGCCGUUAGUAAUCAGGUUUGGAAAAGGACUGAGAUAUGGCAGCAGGGGAAGGAGGCGAUGGUGCAGGGGGUUGAAAGAGUAAUGGGUGGAGUGUGAUAGCGCAUGAGGCUGAUAGAAAGGGGUAGCGUGAAGGUGGAUGGUAUGAUAUGAAGUGAGUGCACGGAAUGAUAGGGUAAAUGGGUUGCUAGCCUGAGCGUAAAUGAGAGUAGAUUGAGGGAGCAGGGGCAGUGGUGGUGUGGCGGUCAAGCAGUUGAACUGCCCUGAAGGGCAGGGGUAAAGCAAGGUUCA